GUCAUGAACAUUCUCCGGAUCUCAUUCUCGUCUCUUCCAUUGUUGAAAACACUACCCCAUCCUCCGACUCCGAAACCGGCCAUUAUCGCCGCGAAAUCUCCUCGCCAUCAAGUUUUCCGUCGCUUCCUGAUCAUGAAUUCGAGCUCGAAGCUUGAUUCUAGACCCUCCUCCUCCUUGGCAUGCCAGGUUCCGGGGCUAGAAUCGGAAGAGAUGGACCGGAUUGCCGAACAAAUGUUCCGGCGGUAUUCGUCUCCUUCGUCGUCGGGUAUCAAGAGAGGGAAGGGAGUCGCCAUUGUUUGGUUCAGAAAUGACCUCCGUCUGCUAGACAAUGAGGCUCUGUAUAAGGCGUGGAUUUCGUCCGAGGCUGUCUUGCCGGUUUAUUGUGUCGAUCCUCGACUUUUUGGUUCUACCUGCUACUUCGGGUUUCCUAAACCUGGAGCCUUGAGAGCACAAUUUCUUGUUGAAUGCUUGUCUGACUUGAAAAGGAACUUAAUGAACCGAGGCCUUAACUUACUUAUUGAACACGGGAAGCCCGAAGAAAUUCUCCCUUCUCUUGCAAAAGCUCUUGGUGCCCACACAGUAUAUGCUCAAAUGGAAACUUGUAGUGAGGAACUGUACGUUGAAAGAAUGGUGAGCAAAGGUCUCAAAACUGUGGUGUUGUCACCAUCCUCACAGAAGUCCGCCAAACCAAGUUCUGCCGGUAGCCCUAGUUUCCAACUUGUUUGGGGCACCACUAUGUACCACAUAGAUGACCUGCCAUUCGACACCAACAGUUUGCCUGAUGUCUAUACACAAUUUCGUAAAUCUGUUGAAGCCAAAUGUGCAAUCCGAGAUUGCAUUAGACUUCCAACUCUUCUUGGGCCUCCAGCAAGCAUCGACGAUUGGGGAUGUGUUCCUUCAUUAGAUAAGCUGGGGCUUCAAUCUCCAAGUGUUGUCAAGGGCAUGAAGUUUAUUGGCGGUGAGAGCGCAGCUCUCUCCAGAAUUUAUGAGUACUUUUGGAAGAAGGAUUUACUACGGAUUUAUAAGGAUACGAGGAAUGGGAUGUUAGGACCUGAUUAUUCUACAAAAUUCUCUCCAUGGCUUGCUUCUGGAAGCAUUUCACCUCGUCUCAUACAUGAAGAGGUAAGGAGAUAUGAGAGGGAGAGGGAAGCAAAUCAAUCUACUUACUGGAUUUUGUUUGAAUUGAUAUGGAGGGAUUACUUCAGGUUUCUUUCAGUCAAAUAUGGCAAUUCUCUUUUUCAUCUAGGUGGCCCAAGAAAAGUGGAGAUGAAAUGGAAUCAAGACAAAAGUUUGUUUGAAUCUUGGAGAGAUGGACGUACAGGGUACCCUCUUAUAGAUGCAAAUAUGAAAGAAUUAUCAACAACUGGGUUCAUGUCAAAUCGGGGACGGCAGAUCGUAUGUUCCUUCCUUGUUCGAGAUAUGGGUAUUGACUGGCGAAUGGGAGCUGAAUGGUUUGAGACAUGCCUUCUCGAUUAUGACCCUUGCUCCAAUUAUGGAAAUUGGACUUAUGGAGCUGGAGUUGGGAAUGACCCGAGAGAAGAUCGCUACUUCAGUAUCCCCAAGCAAGCACAGACAUACGAUCCCGAGGGCGAAUACGUGGCGUAUUGGUUGCCCGAACUACGAAAGUUACCCAAAGACAAGAGGCACUUCCCUGGGAAAAUGUUGUACAUAGAACAAGUUGUAGCUCUAAAGUUUGGGAAUGCUGGAAGGCCCCAAAGCCAGGAUUCUGCAAGAAGAAAAAACUUUGGUGGGAGACCAGCAAAGGACUUUAGAAGAUGACACUUUUUGUUUAACUUGGUGUCCUUUGGCUUCUCCCAACUUGUCAACUAAAAUUAUUAUAUAGGAAAAUCAGACGGCUCUGAUAGUUGGAAAUGUCAAAGCCUACGAUCCAAUCAUAAUUAAUUAAUUAUAGAUUUAAAAAUACUUUUGAAUACUUACGUUUUUAUUUUAUUGGACUAACGAUUUAGUUUUCGAACAUUAGUUUGUAAUCAUUUAGCCUUUAUACUUUAAGAAUGGGAACAAUUUAGUUCA
Molecule: messenger RNA, 2031 nt
Organism: Momordica charantia (bitter melon)
Lineage: Eukaryota; Viridiplantae; Streptophyta; Magnoliopsida; Cucurbitales; Cucurbitaceae
Gene: CRY3
Product: cryptochrome 3
Biological process (GO): photoreactive repair
Molecular function (GO): DNA binding; FAD binding; deoxyribodipyrimidine photo-lyase activity
Source: RefSeq, a predicted model, not a curated record